UUUUCAAGGUAGACGCCAUUCGCAGGCAUCACGAAGUGCGAUCGAAUACAAACAUAAAACAUGUUGAAAGAAUUGGUGAAAGAGCGACUAAUGGCGGCGGCAGAUGAAAUAUUGGCGCUGUUUGAAAGAAAAAUUGCGUCCUACGAAGAAGAACUUUCUCGAUUAAGAGAGGAGAACGAGCAACAUCGACAACGACUGGAAGCUGUUAGCAAGACCGGAGUUUUGUUUCAUCGUAAAGACUGUUUAGUGAACAUGGGCCACUAUGCAGCUGGACUAGCCCCCAAACUUGCUGAAGCCCUGCGCCUUUCCAACGUUACUUGGUGGUGUGGAAGAGUCAGAAGAGCCUGCAACGCCCAACAGAUUGGUGGUCGAGAAGAACCUCGCUUCACUUUGAAGCAGGAGGAUGCCCAGCACCCCCACAUUAAAGAGGAAGAGGAGGAAGUGUGGAUCACUCAGGAGGGGGACAAGGCUGAUCUUAUCAAGGUGCCACUGACCAGUGUCUCUGUGAAGACUGAAGACCAUGAAGACAAACCACCCGAGUCCUCACAGCUUCAUCACAGUCUGAAUGAGGAGAACGGAGAGGCGGAGCCUCCAAGCAGCAGCGACUCAGCACAGCACAUGACCACAGAAGCUGGUGGAGACCGCCGUGGAGGAUCCCCAGCAGACAAUCUCUGGGCGCCACUAUCAGAUAGCGAGCACACAACAUCCUGUCCUGCGGAUGAAGAAGCUUUGGACAGGGAUCCAGACUCUGAAGGAGAUAUGAGGACUGCCGCUGACGACAAACUCUGUAAAAAGAAGGCGGGAAAAAAACAGGUCACCUGUUCAAUUUGUGCUAAAAGCUUUUUUGAUACGAGAGAUUUUGCUCGACACAUGAGAUCACACACUGGGGAAACACCAUUUACCUGCUCAGUUUGUGAUAAAAGUUUUACUCUAAAGUGCAAUUUGACUCGACACUUGCGGGAACAUGCAGGAGAAAAAUCUUUUAGUUGCUCAGUUUGUGGCGAUAAAUUUGCUCAGAGGUCAACGUUGGUGCGACACAUGACGACACACACCAGAGAGAAACCUUUUAGUUGUUCAGUUUGUGACGAACGAUUCUCCCGUAAGUCAUACCUUGUGUCACACAUGACAACACACACUGGAGAAAAACCUUUCAGUUGCUCAGUUUGUGGUAGACAAUUCUCCCAAAGCUCAACUAUGGUAUCACACAUGAGGACACACACUGGAGAAAAACCUUUCAGUUGCUCAGUUUGUAGUAAACGAUUCUCCCAAAGCUCAACUAUGGCAUCACAUAUGAGGACACACAGUGGAGAAAAACCAUUUAGUUGCUCUGUUUGUGAUAAAAAAUUCUCUCGAAAUGCUCACAUGGUGUACCACAUGAGAACACACAGAGGAGAAGGAGGGGGGCCGGGGUCAGCCUCAGAUCAGAAUGAGUUAGAAGAUCAUCGGCCAAUCAGCCCAAACCUCCAGUGGACUUUCUGACAUUCAUCCACAGCAUAGACAGCUCAUGUGAUGAAUGUUGUAUCCUACAGCAGUGUUUUUCAACCUUUUUUGAACCACGGCACAUUUUUUACAUUGGAAAAAUUUUGUGGCACACCACUAACCAAAAAUAUUACAAAAUGACACUGCACAGUAUAUUUAAUUACAAUAUAAUUUCGUAAUUUAUUUGUACUCAGUCAGUGUGAAACCUGGGCCUGUUUAGAUGAACACAAAGCCGAUAUCCGAGCAGGAAUGGGAGAAAGACACACACACGAAGCUCUUCUUCAACAGCUCUCAGUCUCUCUCUGUUUUUAGUUUUUAUACUAGCAGUUAGGCUUGAAAAGCUCAGCUCACACAGAUAUGUUGUGGAAAAUGGGAGCAAUGUCAGAACAGCUUUGUUGGCCAGAAUGGGGAACUCCUUUGCAGCAGUCAACCAAAAACUGUCCAAAGGAAGAUCAGAAAAUCUUAGUUUUACAGGCAGGUAGUAUUAAUGUCUCUGCCACAGUGUGCGACUUUUUGGAUUUAGCAACGAGUUCGGCAACUAGGUAACUAGCUUUGAGCGCUUUCUCAUUUACCUUUUGUGGUUCUUCUCAUAAACGUUGCCUGUUUCGCUGUGUUAACACGCUGGCGAACAAAAUAGUCCAUUGGCUUGUUUUGAAGCGACGGGUGUCUUCGUUUGGAGAUGGCGUUUAAGCUUGCUUGGCACCAUGGCGCUGUUGGAUAGCUUCUCGCCACAUACCAGGCACAAUGGAAUAGGUGUUGUCUCAUCCCCGGUGACGGUAAAUCCAAACGAAAGAUAGCUUUCACUAUAUUGCCUUGAGCUCACCGUCUUUGCUUUCUUUUUCCCACCACUCAUACUAGGACCUUCCUCCGGGUCAGAAUCUUGUCCAGGGCCCAGUUCGGAGUUUGCAGUUGUCCUUUUUAAAAACUUCUCCAUGACUCACCACGACUUCUCAAGUGCAUCACUAAUUCUGUUGGAGGAACGAGCCAAUCAGCUCCGUGUUGCCACACGGACGAAUAUUACAUUACUCUGCCAGUCUUUACAGCACGGACACUCGACAAUGACAUACUAUUUGUAGAAAAUGAUUAAUAAAUAUUAUUCAUUCAUUCAUUCAUUUUCUACCGCUUUAUAAAAAAAAAAGUGAUACUGGAUAAUUUCUCACGGCACACCUGACGAUCUCUCACGGCACACUAGUGUGCCGCGGCACAGUGGUUGAAAAUCACUGUCCUACAGUAUUGCUAGCAGAGAAUAUGAGUUGUAAGUAGAAGUGUGGGGUGAAAGUAACAUUGGCCUGGGUUAUGUGUACAGUGUGUUUCUUUGACCGGUUCUUAUUCUAUCAUAUUGUUUUUAUUCCAUUGAUAUUAUUAUUAUUCCUAUUUAUACAGGACAUUCAGAAAGUAUUCACAGCACUGUGUUUUUUCCCACAUUUGUUUGUGUCACAGCCUUAUUCCAAAAUGGAUUAAAUUCAUA
Messenger RNA from Doryrhamphus excisus (bluestripe pipefish), 2947 nucleotides. NCBI's taxonomy places the organism in Eukaryota, Metazoa, Chordata, Actinopteri, Syngnathiformes, Syngnathidae. The record is from RefSeq and is a predicted model, not a curated record.